AUGGCUGUACCUGUUCGCUUCACGGCAAGGACUCGGGUCCUAGUACCUGAAGUGAGGCCUCCGGCGAUGAGCAUGAGGAUGCCGAAUGAACUGGAGAGCAUACAUCAGGGAUCGAUGAUGAAGAAGGUUCAGUUCGUCAGCAAGACGAACCCUGAUCUGUGGAGAUCCGUGUACUGCGCAUGCACAGAGAGGAUCGCUCUAGAAGAUGUUUCUAAAGUGGAACAGCUCAAUGUUACAAAGCUGAAAUCUGCGAGCUGGUUGGCCCGAUCCGAUCCCAGCGGGCAGGCGAACUCGAUGUCUCACUUUGCAAGCAUGAAGGAUCUCAUGGACCCUGACGGGAGAAGCUCUGCUGAUCUCGAUUUGGACGAUACACCGCCGGGGACCUUAUUCCAGGUCCAGACAGAGAGUGAGGGGAACACAGCACGGAGAAAUUACGUGUUCAAGUGCUCGAGUGCGGAGGAUGCGGCAGAGUGGGUGGAGAAGCUCAGCUAUCUCGUGGAGAGGUCAAAGAACCAAGGAAGUCAUCAGGCGGCAUGGUUGCUGCAGGCCGUCAGGUCCGUGCACCGGUCGAGGAUGUUCCAGAAGUUCGUUGCCAUCUGUAUCUUCCUCAGUUUUGUCAACGGCAUCCUUGCAGCAGAGCUGGUCGACGGGCACGAGGACUACAUGCUCUACUCUGACCUCCUUGACAUUGUCUUUACCGGCAUCUUCUGCUUCGAAGUAAGCAUCAACCUGGCCUCGAACUGGUUCCGUCCCUUCUUCAGCGACGGUUGGAACGUGUUUGACCUCGUCUCUGUCUCCGGCAGCGUCGCCUCCGCCCUCUACAGUAACAUGCCCGUCCUCCAUCCCCUCCGAGCGAUCAGGAUCCUUCGCGCCAUCCGCCUCCUCGACGACUUCACGGUGCUCAAGGAGAUCAUUCAGGCCGUUUUGGGGUCUAUCAAGCCGGUGGCGAACAGUCUCCUCCUCCUCGGCCUCGUCACCUGCAUCUACGCGACCCUGGCGGUGAACCUGUUCAGGCACCUGGAGCCGACUUUCUUCGGGACGUUCUCUGCCUCCUUCUUCACGAUGUGUCAGAUGUGCACGGGAGACUCCUGGGCCAGUUCGGUUGUCCGGUCGAUGUUCUUCGAAUCAGGGCAGGUCAGGGCGGGACCUGCCGCGUUCUUCAUCUCGUACAUGAUCAUCGGUUACAUGGUCUUGAUGAACAUCGUCGUUGCGAUCCUACUCGGUGCAUUUGAAGAUGAAUUCCUGUCCUCCAUGAACAGGAGCCGCACAGAAGAAAUCAACAAGCUCUGGUCAGUGCUCGGCAACAACCCUCUCGACCCUCUGUGCGAGAUCCUUUCCAAGUCCAAGAGCAUGUCGGAGUUCAAGAAGAUGGUCCAGUCGCUCCAUCGGUGGAUGGACAUCGACAGCAACGGGCACCUCGGGCACGCCGAGAUACAAGAAGGGUUGUCGAGAAUCCUUGGAGAGAAAUUUUUCAUCUCCAAGGACGAAUUCACUGAGCUGAUGGCCGAGUACGGGGACAACCUUGAAGAAAUCUCGCCCGAAGGCUUUGAGGAGAUGGUGAUGAACGAGUUCAAUUCCUACGUCAUCCGCAACGUAAACAAGUCCAUGCUCGUCGACCAGAGUCGUGAGCAAUCGACUAAGUUGGGCAUCAAGUGGCUGCUCAUGCAGGACUUCCUUAACUUCGAGGUCAAGAGCAGCUCAGGGAACAAACAGUCAGCAGAGAACUCAACAAACACAAGCAGCGGCAACUCGGAUGAAGCCAGAGAAAGGAACCACGAGAACAUCGACGGGAUUCAGACAUACUUGGAAGGUUUCGUUGACAAACAGGGCAAGGCCAUGGAAAAGCUCCUGAACAAGAUGGACCAGCUUCUCAACAUGAUGUCACAGAAGUAUGACACAACGCAAGCUCAAGCUCGUCCCACCACUCCCUGCCACGUCACCUCCAGCCCCAACCCCGCCCAUCAGGAAGCUGGAGGCGCAGGAGCCACUAGCUCCCUCCUCCCGACCUUCGCCUCCUCCCUCAAGGACACGCUGAUACUCUCCUCCUCCCUCUCUCCCUCCUCUCUGAUCGUCAAGGCACCCAGCGGCAACGACAGCCUGGGGUCAGGCGGGAGGAGCGGUUCAGGGAAGGACCAGGGCCGAGCUACUCUCAGCCCAGCUGCAAGCGAGCUGAGAGCUGGUACUCCUGGGAAGAGGUACAGUCUCAUCGCCCUCAUGAGCCCCAGAGGCAACCAGAGCCCAGCAGGCAGCCCAGCUCUCAGCGGCUCCGGGGCCGAGCUACAGGGACAUGGGCCAUGGGGAGGGGGGCAGGUCUCGCCCUGGACGAGGCCGCAGCUGUUGACGGCCAGGAGCCACCGAGCUGGGGCCUCAGCUGGGGAUGAUGAGCUGGAAGACAGGGAGGCUGUCAAGUUCGACGUGAACCCGUUGUUCCCAGCCCUCUCGGUGGGGUCCGAGGUAGGUGGACAGAGACUCCAGCUGUUCCCCACCAGGCCGGUCAAGGCAGCCGGCUGA
This is a messenger RNA of Guillardia theta CCMP2712, 2511 nucleotides long. RefSeq lists its product as hypothetical. Gene Ontology annotation, biological process: transmembrane transport; monoatomic ion transport. Gene Ontology annotation, cellular component: voltage-gated sodium channel complex; plasma membrane. Lineage: Eukaryota; Cryptophyceae; Pyrenomonadales; Geminigeraceae. Bases 1 to 2511 code for a protein of 836 amino acids. The record is from RefSeq and is a predicted model, not a curated record. Gene Ontology annotation, molecular function: voltage-gated sodium channel activity. The transcript is spliced from 18 exons.